UGAGGCUGCAGCAAUUGGUCAUGUUGUCAACAUCGACUGCAGUAUUAUCCCUUUACGCGACGGUCGGUAAGCUUGCCUUCCACCUGAAUUGAGCAAACUCCGUGCAUUAAAUCCGUCUGCCCUCCAAGGCAACGAACCAAAACGACAGGUCAUCAAUCACAGGUUGGUUGCACGCAUCUAGAGUAGCGCUUCUUCUUAGGCUAUCCCGCGGCCAUCGCACGUUGCGAAGCCUGUUUUGAUGACACGCAGAGAGAAUGGUGGACAUCUUCGUGCUCUGCCGAUUGUGGCUUGUCAACCUGGUCGGUCCAGGCCCGAGUCUCUGGUACAAGACACAACCACCGGCCGCUCCAGACCACGAAGGCCAUCCCAAUCCUCCGGUUUGCCAUGCAUGCGGCUCCCUGUCACCUGAAGCGGUUGUGCAACCAUCGGUGCCCAAUAACACGAGACUUGCCGGAUCCUUGUGCCUCCCUGUCAAUGCAAACCCUUCCUUAAGCGGUGCAUGCUUUUGAAGAAGCUCAUCCAGAUCGGACAACAGAUAGAGAUCUAUCGAGAACCCCUGGCCUGCGAUCUGCUCACCAUCCGCGCCGAGGGCAGAUUGGGGCUAACUCCUGAUCAAGGAAAAAAAAAUUCGGUACGGUGAACGCGCAUGGCUGUCAGGGGUGGUUCCACGUGUGCUCCUGUCCACCGUCAAGAUGCACCGUUCUUCAGCCUGAUACAGCCCUCGGCACCAUUUCCCUGCUCGCAUCCAAUCUUAAAGAUAUGGAUGUUAGGCUGGUGAACACGAUACACAGUCUUGUCGUCCGUCCUGCAUGGAUACACCAACACUACCAUACUACGCGUUAGGAUCUCGACCAAUGGCGAUUCUUUCUGGAUACCCUCUCCGAGUGGAGGGCAAUCUCAUCCACGGCAUAAGAUAUGGGAGAAUUGGCAGCUCAUAAUGGACCGAAAGAGGAGCUUGCCACGUGCAUGCGAGGCGUUUUCUCUUCCAUAUAGUUAGCUGCUGUCCUUGGACCGGGCUGAUGUGCAGAAUUCUUCCAACCUGGCCGUCUAUGGAGAGGCUGUUGAAACUUGGAUAUCUUACUGCAUCUCGCCAGGAAAGGUCAAUGGUGUAGAUGGCAGAUGUCUAUCUUGUCAUCGACGAGCCUAGAACCCACCCCGUACAGGUGUCACGACAUUCUCCAGGAGAUCUGGACUCAUCGAAUCUUGCCGAGGGAAUUGGCACAAGCCAUCCUCCUCAAUGGGACUCCGUCGAGCUGCAGACCAUGGCCUCACUUUGGUAGUGCUGUUGUUCCGCUCGGUUGGCAAGUCCGGCCACUAGAGAUAGCGAUCCUGCAUGUCCCUUUGGGAGCAUGGGUUUCCGAACCGAUCUCUCUUCUUUCGAACGGUCAAGACACCAUGGCUUCCGGCAAUUUUGACUGCUCGUAUACAAUCUGUAGAUCGGGCAAUCCUCGAUCGAAAAAGAAGCGGUGCGGCAACCCGGAGAGUCAUCAUGCUGGCAGCAGAUCAAAGGCGUGCCAGCCUGGUCGUCUGCCGGCUCGAUUCGUUGAUGUGGAUAAGGCAAACAGUACCUUGCCGGAAAAAGUGUGCAAGGCCAUCAUGAUCUCAUGUUCCUUUCCCACAGCGAUUACGUUCGAAAAGUCGGGUUUGACACAGAUCUUGCUGAGAAACAGCGGACGCAGUACGCUCUUCAACGGAUGUUGCCAUCAAAGGUCAACCUUUGACGCUGUCAGCUAGUUCUCACAUAAUGAUGCACGUUGUAGACGCAAGCUAGGUGAGAGCCUGUCA
Molecule: messenger RNA, 1785 nt
Organism: Exophiala dermatitidis NIH/UT8656
Lineage: Eukaryota; Fungi; Ascomycota; Eurotiomycetes; Chaetothyriales; Herpotrichiellaceae
Exons: 1
Coding region: 1120-1734 (204 amino acids)
Source: RefSeq, a predicted model, not a curated record